Danio rerio (zebrafish) is the source of this 5445-nucleotide messenger RNA. Lineage: Eukaryota; Metazoa; Chordata; Actinopteri; Cypriniformes; Danionidae. The record is from RefSeq and is a predicted model, not a curated record.
GCAAUGUCCAGCCUUGCCAAGACCAGCCCCUAUUCUUCACCAAUGAACAGUCAAAUUUACAAGCGGCAUACGCGUUACUCCAUGGCCGAGACGGACAGUGACAGCUUGCAAACGAUACGUUGUUGACAAAACAGUGAAGACCUGCUAAAUGCAACGUCGGCACCCAAAUAAGAACAUAUUUUCGUCGACCUCACCAAAAUCAGGUUGUUUGCUCGAAUGAGAGUGAAUCUACCGUCAGAUAACCUACUGGAGAGGACAGAUUUGCUUGUCUGCACCGGCAGCGACCUGAUUUAGGGACCGGCCGGAAUAUGAAACAUGGCAUCCGCAUCUCUCGGGAAAGCCCGAGCGCACUUCUCAUCACUGGAAGUCGUCUUGCCUUUUCGGAGAAUAUUUAAUCGGCUAAUUUUAUGUGGUUAACAUUGUUACGCGAGUUUUUGCUAGUGGUUGAGCCGUGAUUAUUCUGUAGUGCAUCUCCCUUUUAAUAUGGAUAUUUGGACUUGGUUGCGUUAAAGUGACCCGCUUUCAGCCUGUCCAUCAUAAUGGAUCAAGAUGAGAACCAAGAACCAUGCGAACCCCCUUUGCAUGCCCUUUACGGGCCUAACCGGAUUCGGCCUUCUUCGUACCGGGCUCUGCGCAGUGCCGUGUCCAGCCUGGCACGGAUUGACGAUUUUUUCUGUGAAAAAAUCGGCUCAGGGUUCUUCUCAGAAGUGUUUAAGGUGCAGCACAGGAUCACUGGGCAGGUGAUGGCUCUGAAGAUGAACACACUGGCCAGUAACAAAGCCAAUAUGCUGAGAGAGGUGCAACUCAUGAACCGACUCUGCCACCCCAACAUUCUCAGGUUUUUGGGGGUGUGUGUUCAUGAAGGACAGCUUCAUGCUCUUACAGAGUACAUAAAUGGUGGCAACCUGGAGCAGCUGCUGGACAGUGACAUAUAUCUGUCAUGGACUGUGAGAAUCGGUCUGUCCCUUGACAUUGCUAGAGGACUGCAGUACCUUCACAGCAAGGGCAUUUUCCACCGAGACCUUACAUCAAAGAAUUGUCUGGUGCGUUGUGAAAAUGGUGCUUUUACAGCUGUGGUUGGGGACUUUGGGCUGGCAGAGAAAAUCCCUGAUUACAGUGAUGGGGUUGAAAAACAACCUUUAGCCGUUGUGGGCUCCCCCUACUGGAUGGCUCCAGAAAUGUUAAGAGGAGAGCUGUACAAUGAGAAGGUGGAUGUCUUUGCAUAUGGAAUAAUCCUUUGUGAGAUUAUUGCUCGAAUUGAGGCUGACCCAGAUAUCCUCCCACGGACAGAGGAUUUUGGACUGGAUGUGGACACAUUUGAGCAUAUGGUGGGAGACUGUCCACCUUCAUUUCUUCAAAUGGCUGUCGACUGCUGCAAUAUGAAUGCAGACAGUCGUCCUGCCUUCUCUGAAAUUGUAGUGAUGCUCGAGAGGAUAGAAAGAGAACGAGUGAAGAGUGAAAUUCCAGUCAUCCUGGAACCCAUUGCCAUUGACGUCAGCCCAUAUCGAAGGAGAAGCUCGCCAUGCCAUCCCUGUGACCAGCGCCUGUCCCGCAGCCAGUCAGAUAUGCUUCCUCCUGCCACUUCCCCAUGUUUAGGCACACCUGCAAGGGUCAACCCAUUCUCUCUUCGGCAAGACCUCAACGGUGGCCGCAUCAAGCUGUUUGACACCCCUAGCAAAUCCGUCAUUUCCCUUACCUUUACCCUUCCACCACCUCCAGACCCCUCUGCGUCUCCACCGCUGAGCGGGAGCCCAGGGCUUCGAGGACCCCCUCGAAGGUGUCGGUCCCUGCCCUGCACCCCUGAACUAGGACGACAGUUACCCUUCAGAGAUCAAGAGGUAGAAGAAGAUCGGAGUGAAGAACUGGGCCAGGAAACGAAAGACAAAGAGUUGGAAGGACAACAAGAUGCGGUGGAGGACUCAGGCCUGGUUCUGGACUUAGAUAUGGUGUCUUUAGAACGGGUUGAGGAGGAAGAGGAGGAUGAAGAGGUGGAGAAAGAAGGACAAAGUCUCACCGAGCCCAUGGACUGCAGUAGCUCACCUGACACGACUGAAGGAAAUGUUUCAGGGAAGCGUUUAAUCAGCGGAUCAUCUUAUUCCUCGUCCUUGCAGUCCAAUGGUUGGGCUACACCCAUCUCUAAUGGACCACCAUUAUUACCUCCUCUUCCUCGUUUGGACAAUAAUAAUGGAGUUCUGAGGCCUGGACGUCCAUUUGCAUGGGUGAGACUGAACGGGUACCGAGGCCCUGCUCCAGAACCUUUACCGCCUACCGAACAAGACGAUGUGAUUUCGUGUCCAGCCUGCUGUCUGGCCGGCUUCAGCUUCCCUUCCUUGUGCCUGCGUGGAGCUCCUCCAUCACGCCGUGGGCCUCCACGAAGACCCUACAGGACCUUUAACGGAGGGGAUGCAUCCACAGCCACAGCAAAGGGACUGCUCUGUCGGGGAGCGACAGGUCUGGCUCCGUCCACUGCAUCGUGUGAGCCAGGGUUACCUCUACCAGAGGCCCAAACCUAAAGACGACCACUGCGACAUCUCAGAAACUGCACCAUAUUCAGAACGCAGCGCAGUCAGGUCGCAUCUCUGAUGUCAGUAUGGAUAUCUUUCUGGAUGCUGUGCGGGUCGAACUGAAUCAAAGGGAUUGUUCACCCCAAAAAUGUCAUUGUAAUUCUGCGUAGGCCAGUUUAUAUUGCACUGACCAAACAGAGAGCCUGCUUUUGUUUGAUUAGCGUGUUAUUCCUGUUGGCAUGUGCUGCCAUUGGUUGCUUAUUUGUGCCAGUUGAACUUGUUCAUUAGGCAUUUGAUGGGUUUUAGAGCGUCUGAGAUGUGGCGUGUUGUAAUAUGGUGAUUAUCCACAUUGGUUGGAAUCUGUUGAUGCAAGUUAAAUUGCCGUUUCAAAGUCCACCGUAUAUUGAAUUAAACAUUGUGGUACGGUUUAGUGAGUUGGCUAAAUUGCGAUUUUGUUCAACAAUAGAGCACUUUAAACACAGAUAUUGUUUUUUAAUUUAUACAGGUUUAAAAACAAUGUUUAACACUCAAAGUGAAGUUUAUUUAUAAACAAAUUUCAAGAGAAUCAUGUGCUUAUGAUUGUCCUCAGUCGUUCCAGCAUCAGCUCAUGAUUGAUUCUCCAAUCAGAUAAUUUCUAACUCCCUAUAAAUAAUCAGAGUUUUCCUAUCUCAAUAUCUUUGUCUUGAAGGACCCCCCUACCCACCCCUACUUUCCCUCCUUUUCAGAUGGGCGACACGGCGGCCCAGUGAUUAGCACUGUUGCCUCACAGCAAGAAUGCCUCUGUUUUAAGUCCCUACUAAACCAGACAUUUCUGUGCAGAGUUUCACUUGUUCUCUCCGUGCUCGUGUGGGUUUUUCCCCAUGUUUACCAGUUUUCUCCUAAAGUCCAAAUAACACGCAACCUAAGUAAAUUGAACACACAAAAUUGAUACCACAGUCAAGCUCUUAGCGAGUACACCUCCCCUCAGUCAUCCAUAUCCAUCAUUUAGCUAGAAAUAAGCCGGGGGAGUUCAUCCAGAUCUACUUGAGCUAAAACUCCCCUCUUCCCCUGCAACAGGAGGGAGCCCAGGGCUCAAGGAUCUCAUAAGGUCAAGUCUCUCUCCCGGGACAGCAUGCCAAACAAGCUUUUAUUAUCAAUCAUCGGCUAAGUGUGAACUCUUGAAAUAAUAAAAAGUUGAGCUUUUGAAGAUAUGACAAAUUUAAUAAAAAUAUGACAAGUCUGCAGGAAACUCCUGUAUAUUUCUAGCUCAAACAAAAGGUGUACUAAUUCUUGAAAAGUACACAUACUGCAAUUCGUAAGGAACUAAACAUUCUUUCAUAAUAUAAAAUAUCACAAUGGAGGUUUUUUGCAGCAUAAUGUUUUUGUUUUGGGGUGAACGAUCCCUUCAAACAUGUGUAUAAGACUGGGAUGAAUGUGACGAAUGAAAGGCAUGCUGGUUCCAUAGUGCCAGUUCUUGAUCAUCAUUCUUUUGUACUGUAAUUCAGAAUAACUUAAAUCAUUACUCUACAAAAACAAGCUGCUUUUUAUUGUGUGCUUAUUUUUUCGGGACUGAUUCAAAGCCACUGUGUUUGACAGAAAAUACUGUUUGUUAUAAGAGAGACCUGUGUGAAAAUACUGGCAUGUCGAAGCUUUUUAGUGGACUAUCUCAUGUUUUUAUUUAUUAGGUAAGCAUUCCUCUGAAAGACUGAAAGUGCUCUUCACUUGUCUGUGAGAGUGGAUAGGAUAUGUGCCACUGGGGUACUGAUGUCAGACAUUUGUUAUUACAUUUUUGUGAUACGUCCAUGUUUAGAUGCAAUGUAUGCAGUAACUUAUUGUAAUUCUGUAAAAUGUACUGUUUAAUAGGCAUUUUUUAAUGAAAACUUCCACAUUUUGCGUUUUACACAAAUGAUGUGUAGGAGAUUUGUAAAGUAUAUGAGUUUAUAUCUCCCCCUAGUGGUCUGGAAGAUGUACUCUCGUUAGAUCAAUGCUGCUGUUAUUUAAAAGAAAGACAAAACAGAUUCCUCUCACGAGUGAUAAUAGAGGACGUUUACCUUCACGUUUAAGCUUUUUGUGAUAUUUAAAAUAUGGAAUUGUAUUUAAAAAACAAAAGAGGAUCUUGCACAAAGUGUUUCCUAGUGCCACUGACAUUUACUCAAGACGAAUAUCACAUGAUAUCAACAAACCUGCUUAGUCUACAUGUUCACAGGAAUCUAGUUGCACAUUGGAUCUGUUUUAGUCUGAAACCUUACCUUCAUAUUCAGGCUAAAAUGAACUUUUACAUUCGUUUACCAAUAAUCACAGACAGUCUGAUCAUUUCCUCAUGCUUGUGUAUUUACAUCUGCUAAUGAGACGAGCAUUGGAAGAAUCUGCAUGCGAUUCUGUACUGUACAAAAGAGUGAUCUGUACAUAGCAGUGCAUGACAAUAAGCAAGAAACUGUUUAAAGCGUGUUAAAACUUCCCUUCAGGCUGGCAUCAGAGGUGAAGUUGCCAUUUUAGAUCUGAAUUAAACCAAUUCUUAAAUUGGUUUAAGAAGUAAGCUAUUUUUUCAAUAGGUUUAAAUGAAUGGACUCUUCCCAAACGUGUACAGUUUGUAUUGCUAAUCAAUGAAGCAUACAAUUGGCUUGUAAAACUCAAAAUGCUGAUAAUAAAGCUGGAUUGAAUCUGACAAAUUUAUUCAUGCCCAAGAAUAAAGCAAUUUGAUAAUGUAACUGUAAUUGUAAAGCACAGACAUUCAAAACUUGCCUCCUUUGUGUCAGUGAUGAAGUGAUGUUCUAGCCGACGGGACACUGAUGGUCUUUCUGACACGUUACUGUGUAAAAAUUCAUUUUUUUCUAGGAAAGUUUCUUUCUCUUUGAAAGAAAAGCACUUAUGAUUACUCUUAGUUCUGGGGAACAGCAGCUUUAAUAAAUGUCACUGAGUUGUUAUUUAUGAAAAUGUCAUUAAUUAAAAAGACUGAAUGUUA